AUGGGUAAUUUGAAGCAAGCACUGAAAAGUCUCGAUGCAUUUCCACGGGCAGAAGAGCAUUUGUUACAGAAAACAAAAUCCGGCGCACUCGUUUCUAUUGUUGGCCUGGUAAUCAUGGCGACCUUGUUCUUGCAUGAGUUAUCUUAUUAUCUUUCAACAUACACUGUACACGAGAUGGCGGUUGAUUCAAAACGUGGAGAAACACUUCCCAUCCAUAUUAAUAUGACAUUCCCCUCUCUUCCUUGUGAUGUUUUAAGCGUGGAUGCGAUUGAUAUGUCAGGGAAGCAUGAAGUUGAUCUCGACACAAAUAUAUGGAAGCUCCGCUUGAAUAAGGAUGGCCAUAUCACUGGCACGGAGUAUCUGUCCGACCUGGUGGAGAAGGACCAUGCUGCUCAUGGACACGAUCAUGACCACAAAGAUCAUGAGGAGUCUGAUGACAAAGUUAAACUCCACAAUCUUGAUGAAGAAGCUGAAAAUAUGAUAAAGAAGGUGAAGCAUGCAUUGGCUAAUGAAGAAGGUUGCCGGGUGUAUGGUCUUUUAGAUGUGCAAAGGGUUGCUGGGAACUUUCAUAUCUCGGUUCAUGGAUUGAAUAUUUUUGUGGCUCAAAUGAUUUUUGAGGGCUCUUCUCAUGUCAAUGUGAGUCAUGUAAUUCACGAUUUGUCGUUUGGGCCUAAAUAUCCUGGGAUACAUAACCCACUUGAUGACACAAUACGGAUAUUGCAUGGAUCGAGUGGAACUUUCAAGUAUUACAUCAAGAUUGUGCCGACUGAAUACAAAUAUAUAUCGAAGGAUGUUUUACCAACAAAUCAAUUCUCUGUCACUGAGUAUUUCUCUCCUAUCAAUGAGAUGGAUAGGGCGUGGCCUGCUGUGUACUUUCUGUAUGAUUUGUCACCUAUUACAGUUACCAUUAGAGAGGAACGUCGUAGUUUUCUCCAUUUCAUCACACGCCUCUGUGCAGUAUUGGGUGGUACAUUUGCCUUAACAGGGAUGCUGGAUAGAUGGAUGUACAGGCUUAUUGAGGCAUUGACAAAAUCUAAGGCUAAAAGUAUGAAGCGGUGA
This is a messenger RNA of Striga hermonthica, 1059 nucleotides long. NCBI's taxonomy places the organism in Eukaryota, Viridiplantae, Streptophyta, Magnoliopsida, Lamiales, Orobanchaceae. The record is from the annotation of a GenBank genome assembly.